UGCGUUCACCGUGGUCGGUUGCCAGUCCGCUGUCUCGUGUGUACCUGCGCUGAUGUUCUACUGUGUUUAGUCAUUAUUCAAAAAUCAAUCCGAUAAUAAUGAUCGCAGUGAAUUAUUUGAAUAUCGCGUACACUUGUCCGGAAAACGUUGGUGCGUGAUCUCUGGACCACCACGGUUACAUUUCAGUGCUUACACGGAUUGUCAACGAUUUCAACAUGCAAUUUUCGAGAUGGCUGUUGGUGCUCGGGUCGAUCAUCGUGGCCGAUGCAGACCAUGAUAUCCAAAAAAGAGGCACGUCAAAUCAAAAGAAAGUAGUUUGCUAUUACACCAACUGGAGCGUGUAUAGACCCGGCACGGCCAAGUUUUCUCCUCAAAAUAUUAAUCCGUACUUAUGUACACAUUUAAUAUACGCGUUCGGUGGGUUAGACAAGGAAAAUGGCCUGAAACCAUACGACAAGUACCAAGACAUCGAACAAGGCGGCUAUGCAAAGUUCAACGGACUAAAAACGUACAACAAGAAUCUCAAGACGCUAUUGGCCAUAGGAGGAUGGAAUGAAGGAUCGACGAGAUUCUCUAAACUGGUGGCCGACGAAGAUAGAAGAAAAGAAUUUGUUAAAAACGUAGUCAAAUUUCUGAGACAAAAUAAUUUUGACGGACUCGAUCUGGACUGGGAGUAUCCCUCUUUCAGAGACGGUAGUAAUCCCAGCGAUAAAGAAAACUACGCUUCUUUGGUGAAGGAAUUGCGGGAAGAGUUCAAUAGGGAAUCAUCAAAGACCGGUCGGUCCAGGCUGCUUCUUACAAUGGCCGUUCCGGCUGGUAUUGAGUACAUCGACAAAGGAUAUGACGUGCCACAGUUGAACAAAUACUUGGACUUUAUGAACUUGUUAACUUACGACUACCAUUCAGCGUAUGAACCGGCAGUCAAUCAUCAUUCUCCACUGUUUCCUUUGGAAGAGGAUUCCGAGUAUAACUUUGAUGCAAAACUCAAUAUUGACCAUACGAUAAAACACUAUCUGGACUCGGGAGCAGAUAAAGAUAAAUUAGUUUUGGGUAUUCCGACUUACGGUAGAUCGUACACACUUUUCAAUAAAGAGAGCACGGGCAUAGGAGCUCCGUCUGAUGGACCUGGCGAAAAAGGAGAAGCUACUAGAGAAAAAGGAUACUUAGCGUACUACGAGAUUUGCGGUAAUCUAAAAAAAGAUGACAAGUGGACGGUUGAACAACCGAAGCCCAGAGCGAUGGGUCCCUACGCGUUCAAAGAUAACCAGUGGGUUGGAUAUGAUGACGAGGAGUUUGUCAAACUUAAAGCAAAAUAUGCGAAUGAAAACGAUUUGGGGGGCAUCAUGUUUUGGUCUAUCGAUAAUGAUGAUUUCAGAGGAAGUUGUCACAAACGACCGUAUCCCUUGAUUGAAGCGGGAAAGGCGGCUUUAUUGGGAGAUUCGAAAGUCGAGUCGAGUCAAAAUAAAGAAACAAAAAGUACAAUUAAACCUAGAACAAAACCAAGGCCUAUAUCAAGAACUUCAACUACUGAAUCCGAAGAAAUAUUAUCUGUAUCAACAACUACACCUGAACCACCCACAACACCCGACUCCGGAACUGAUUUCACUUGUAAAGACGAAGGUUUCUUCCCACAUCCACGAGAAUGCAAGAAAUACUUUUGGUGUUUAGACAGUGGUCCGUCUAACUUGGGUAUCGUGGCCCAUCAAUUCACAUGCCCUUCGGGAUUGGUGUUUAACAAAAUUUCAGAUUCUUGUGAUUAUAGUAGAAAUGUAGUCUGUAAAGACAAGAAAACUACUUCAGACGUAACUACUACGUCCACCACUACACCCAAGCCAAUUAAAUCUGGACUGAAAACGACUACUACGACCACUACAACCACGACAACUACACAAGUCCCGGAAAUUGAAGAAGAAGUAGACAGUGAAUUUGAAGAAGAAGACCCAAAAGAAAUUAAACAACUUAUCACGUUGAUUAAAAAAUUAGGUGGUGUGGCUGAACUAGAAAAACAACUAAGUCUUAAAGAAGGAGGAGCAACCGAAGUAACAACACCGGCAAUAAGCAAAUCAUUGUACAACAAAGUUAUAAAAAGACCAUCCAAUAGGUUCCAGUCCACCUACAUUAAUGGUCCUGGUCCACAAAGCGAAGGAUUGGAUACUAAAGACGAUAGUCCUGAUUAUAAAAAAGAUAAACCACAAUAUGUGACGAUUAGAAGACAAAGACCACCCAAAGAUAUUACUGAAAAUAGUAGAGAUUUAGACAACGUCGACUCUGAUUCUGAAUCAUCGACAGAACAAUCAAAAUUAUCCUAUAAAACAGUGCAGAGAACAAGGUACCGUGAUUUGGGAGAACCAUCGGACGAAAACGCAGAAAUUGAUUCAUUGCCCAAGUAUACCACUUUAAGUCGAACCAGAUCCACGGAAAGUGAACAAGAAGAAACAACUAGUCCAAAAUACGUUACCAUACGAAGACCAAAACCUUCAGGUGUUAGGGAAGAAGACAUAAAUGACGAAGAUAUUUCUUCUGUUUCCUCUGUUUCUCCCGCUUUACCCACAUCGUCAAGGUACGUUUCGUUAACGAGACAAAGGAGCACUACGACUACCGCGGGUACGCCUGAAGAUAGAGUAAUCGAGGUGACGACAAAAGAGGACGUCGAAGAAAUCAGAGAAACCAGUACUCCUAAGGUGAGUCAAGAAACUUUAACCCCCGAGCCUAGUAUGAUUAGCACCAAAUUGCCUAUCACGACACUAUUUACCGAGACGGACCCUUCGUCUAUAAUACAUGAUUCCACGUCUACACCAUCAGAUAUUCCUGAAACCGUUUUUACUGCUAGAGCUCCUGCCCCUACGUCUGCAAAGUCGAGCAUCCCCACAACUGUUAAUACCACUAGAGCUCCGACUUCUACAAUUACCAAUGUUAUUACUUCGAUCUACGAAGCCGCGACCGAAAGACAGCGCGUUCGCGUUAAAAACAUACAAAACUUUUUAUCCGAACACAAAAAAACCGAAACGGGAAAACCCAGCACGGAAGUCAAUGCUUCACUUAAUGCGACUCCUCUGUCCCAAACGGUCGAAUACACUACGAGGACAGAAGAACCCACUCCAAAAUCGAUACUCAAGGGUCGUUACAGGAGUCAAACGCACCUCAGACCCGUUCUAAGAAAGCCGACUGAGCCGAAUGAUAGGAGCACGUCGACGACAGAAAUAUUUAUCGAAACGACCACCGAUAAAAGAAGUCGGUUGAACAGGUACCCUAAUCGUUUCGUUAAAUCUGGCCAAAACAAACCCGAAGAGACGAGUACCACCAGUAAACGAUUCGUCAGACCUACUAGCGAUAGCACUUUAGACGCGACUACGCGAAAAUUCAAUAGGUUUAGGUCGACUACUCCGUCUAGUGAAACUUCAAGUACCGGUGCCGCCUAUUCAACGAAAAGGACCGGAUCCAGGUUCAGACUAGGUACGACAACUGAAUCAACGUCGUCGACGAGCACAGCUGAAAUACAAAAAACCCGAUUCUUUAGAUCCCGUACACCGAUUUUCAUACCGUCGUCUACCGCAACAACCGAAGCGUCUUUCGAGCGAGACACUUUGACCGUGGAAGAAAACGUCGAUAACGUUCGCUAUGACACGUGGAAAUCGGCUCCGACCACGUUCAACUACGUCUCGACCACCGACAAAACUUUCGAAGAGCUAUCCGCGGAUAACGGAGAAUUCCGGAUAUUUACCACCACCGAUGGUUUCGAUCCUGCCGACGAGACGGCAAAUGAAAUCACGACCGUAACACCCACGACCACCGCUAGAAGUAAACAAGUGUUCAGAGGUUCUUUGAGAACCGAUAACAAAGCCGCCGAGGACUACGAUUCCCGAGAGGUAUCCAGACCCAGAUCGUCCGGCCGGCAGAACACUAGAUUCUUAAAAGACGAUCAAAAGAUAUUUUUCAUAAGAGUCAUGCCGGCUCCGGGAGCGAGAUCUCAAAACGAAUUCACAUCGGUUCCGGCCAAAAACGUGACCAGAAACCGGGGACGGGUCAGGGCGUACGAUUCGUUGGAGCUCAACACCUUGUCGGACGGGCUAACGAACGAAGACAGGCCUCGAGAGUUGUUCAAAGGAAGCGAAACGAAAUUCGACGCUCGGCAGCCUGUCGCCGAGAACUCAUCGGCAGAGAUCCGCAGGGACAGAAAUCGCAGUAGAGGUACGAGACCCGUCCAGCGUACGACCACUCCUAUUGAAGAAUCAACGCCGACCACAGAAUCGUACUCGGCAAAAGUUCACAGAAGAAGGAAAUUUAGACCAGAAUACACAACCACAGAAUUGCCGGCGAGUAACGAAGAAGAACUGACUACACCCCGGUCUCGAAGACCCGAACAACGAAGGAUUAAAAGCAGAACUUCAACAUUGAAGAGCGUCAUUACGACCAGCACGACUCCUGAGACUUUGGCAGAAGAUAGCAAUGUUGGUGAAUUCUUAGGCUCGUCAGCACAGCCAUAUUUUGACGAUUCCAGUUUCUUUAGCAAAACAAGAGAUGAUCGCAAAAUCGGCGGGUCCGUCGAAGAUCUUGCUAACACUGCCGUCGUCGCCAUUCACACGCUUGCCACAGCGCCGCCAUCUACUGCCGUAUUCAGGCCUUCGACGAGCAGUCCUCAGCAAAAUCUGUUCCGGGAACCAACUCGUCAAGAAUUCUUCGAGCCGCGAUUGCCCCACGUCAAGGACUCGACGUUCGAUAACAGCCAGUCCGUGAGAACACUACAACAACAACAGCCGCAACCGCCAGCUAUUAAAUUACCGGAAUCGUUCCAAUCCAACCCACCCAACCCGUUCCAAUCGGAAAUUUCUGGCCCGUUCCAACCGUCUCCGUUCCAGUCGGGUCCGUUCCAUCCCAUUCCAUUUGCGUCCGUCCCAUUCCAACCGCCGCCGCCACCACCACCACCUCCGUUCGUCCAGCAACCGCAACCGACCACCGCGUUGCCGGCCACAUCACGACAGACGUUCUUGCUGCGUCGAGGACCCUCGAGGACCACACCACUGGCCGCGCCCACGACUACUACUCCGCGUCCGUUGCGGCCGGUACAGCCCGUACAGUUCCUCAACGACAACGCCAACCAAGAGCAGUACGCUGAUUAUUCGGAACACUCGAACUCCGGCGAGCGGGUGGCGCUCAAGGGAAAGGUGCGCAUACACGGCGACGGGUACAUAGAGUGUCUGGAUAUGGGCAGCUUUCCGCACCCGUAUUCAUGCCAAAAAUUCAUAUCGUGCGCCAAAACCGAAUACGGCUCGCUAAUAGGAUGGGAGUACACGUGUCCCAAGGGGCUGUCGUUCGACCCGGUUGGCGGCAUUUGUAACUGGUCCAACGGAUGCAAUAACUAACGACCGAAUUUUGAGAACAACGACAAACAUAUAUUACACAAUGUUUAUAAUAAUUAACAAUACAAAUGUAAAAUCACAAAUUCCUAGUCUUCCUCGAAGUGAAUUAAUUAUUAUUGUAAUGUGCAAUAUUUGGAUUAUUGUAUCCUUCAGUUGAACAUUCUUAAGGCCAGUUAGAGAUAGAGAAUACAACUCGGAUGGAAUUACAACAUUUUUGUUUUAUUCGUAGGUACUGUCGAUAUCAAAAUAGUGUAUCUAGGCAUUGUAGUUUCAUUCGAUUUGUUUUGUACACAUCUAAGAGUAGGUAAUGAUAAAAAAAAAUAUAUUAUAUUUUAGUAAUUUAAGAAUAAAUAUUUGUAAGAUAUUUGUAUAGUAAUUUGUAUUUAUUUUUUUAUGAGAACCCUUAUUUUUUUUAUACAGCUACUGCGAGUGUUUUAACAUUCAACAUAUACCACAACUUUCUACUAAAUUUUAUCAAUAUUUUGAAAAUAUAUAGUUUUUUAAUUACAUAAUUUAAUUUUGUGACUAUGAUACAUUUUUAUAAUUUUUUUGUUACAUUUUUUUUAAUGUGUUAUUCUAAAAAAUCUAUUGUUAUUAUUUUAAAAAAUAGUGGUCAUUAGCAGUG
This is a messenger RNA of Adelges cooleyi (spruce gall adelgid), 5982 nucleotides long. RefSeq names its product mucin-5AC (gene Cht6). Gene Ontology annotation, molecular function: chitin binding; chitinase activity. The coding region runs from base 216 to 5360 and encodes 1714 amino acids. Gene Ontology annotation, biological process: chitin catabolic process; carbohydrate metabolic process. The transcript has 18 exons. The record is from RefSeq and is a predicted model, not a curated record. Lineage: Eukaryota; Metazoa; Arthropoda; Insecta; Hemiptera; Adelgidae. Gene Ontology annotation, cellular component: extracellular region.